AUAUCUGGCAAAAUCAACUGUGACUGUCAAUAUUCGUAUCAAUGACCAAUUAGCUCAGCAUCUGUCAUAAACAAAGAGCAUUACAAUACUACAGAAAGUCAUAAAUCUAAACUGAAUAAUUAAAAUUUCUCUAUAUCAAUUUAUUGAUAGAUUUAGUUUAUUUCUCUCGUAGAUAGGUAUUUGCGGUAGCGAAAUCUGUGGCAUUGAUCAAGGUUUCUUAUAAAUUUUGCAGAUUAACACCAAAGCAAAAAUCAAUCAUUUGAAGAUGGAACUUCUAGAUGUUAUGAAAAAUCUAACUAUAAAACAUACACAAAACGAUAGUAAACAGCAAUUGUUUCGGUCAAUAGCAGCAGACAUAGAUGAUGUUGCUACUGAAAUUGUGUUGGCUGAGUACACUGACAAAACAUUACUUAUUGUUUCACAAUACCAAAAGAUUGGCAGCAUGUUAAUGAUACACAAGGAUCAAGUUCACAGUCCUCUAGGUACUGAUGAUAUUUAUACAACAAAAGUAAUUUUUGGUGCUACAGGAGAAGAGCAGCAAGUAGCAGCAAGAUUUUUGGCAGAAGCUAUCAAAAUUACCAAGCCUUUAUGUAUUUUCAUCAAUCUCAAAUCAUAUGAUAUUGAAAAUCUUAAAGCUUGUAAGGAUAUUAUCUUGGAUUUGAAGAGUGAAGAAAAUGAGUGCGAUAAAAGUAAAGAAGUUUAAAAGUGUCCACAAGUACUAUGGUCAACUAGUGCUUGGACCCCCUGGUGCAGGAAAAACAAAAUAUUGCCAUGAAAUGUCACAACUUCUUAAAAAACUAGGAAGAGAUGUAGUGAUUGUUAAUUUGGACCCUGCUAAUGAUGGAAUGUGUUACAAGCCUGAUGUUGAUAUAAGACAAUUAAUUUUGCUAGAAGAAGUAAUGGAUCACCAUAAUCUUGGUCCGAAUGGAGCAUUACUUUACUGUAUGGAAUACCUGGAAAAAAAUAUUGAUUGGCUCUUGGGCAAAUUGCAUGGCACAAAUUCAACAAAUUUUCUAUUUGAUCUUCCUGGUCAAGUAGAACUGUACUGUCAUCAUAACAGUUUGAGUAAUAUUUUUACACAACUAAUAACCCGAGGAAAUAUGCAACUUUGUGUAGUUCAUCUAGUAGAUUCACAUCACUGUUCUGAUGCUGGUAAAUUUAUUGCAGCGUUAAUGUUAUCUUUGAGUGCAAUGUUAAAAAUUGGUUUACCACAUAUUAACUUACUUACAAAGGUAGAUUUACUAAAAAUGCAUAUGGACAAAUUGCAUUUUGGAAUUGAUUUUUAUACAGAAGUACUAGACCUUAAUUAUUUAUUGGAUUGCCUAGACACAGAUGAUUUUACCAAUAAGUAUAAAAAAAUGAACAGUGCCUUUGUUUCUAUUAUUGAAGAUUACAGUCUUAUUACAUUUCAACUUCUUAAUGUGAUGGAAGAAAAAAGUUUAUUAAAUGUAAAGAAUUUGAUAGAUAAAGCCAAUGGAUAUGUAUUUAAAGCGGAUGAGGGAAGACAUAUAAACAGCAUGUUGGCCUGUGCCAUGGGUGUUGGAGAGCCAGUUAAUCAUGAUAUUGAAUAAAUUUUAAUAUUUUAA
Molecule: messenger RNA, 1586 nt
Organism: Manduca sexta (tobacco hornworm)
Lineage: Eukaryota; Metazoa; Arthropoda; Insecta; Lepidoptera; Sphingidae
Product: GPN-loop GTPase 2
Exons: 2
Coding region: 675-1571 (298 amino acids)
Cellular component (GO): cytoplasm
Molecular function (GO): GTPase activity
Source: RefSeq, a predicted model, not a curated record